Messenger RNA from Xyrauchen texanus (razorback sucker), 6341 nucleotides. It is a transcript of the gene slc25a42, whose product is annotated as solute carrier family 25 member 42. The transcript is spliced from 8 exons. The record is from RefSeq and is a predicted model, not a curated record. Gene Ontology annotation, biological process: transmembrane transport. Lineage: Eukaryota; Metazoa; Chordata; Actinopteri; Cypriniformes; Catostomidae. Bases 412 to 1407 code for a protein of 331 amino acids. Gene Ontology annotation, cellular component: mitochondrial inner membrane.
UGACAGCAGUCGCGAUACAGAGUGAAAUGUGUAAGUUUACCUGCUCAAAGUCACAGCAGCAGACGUGAAAGUGACACGAAACGUGUUUAAACAUCUCUUUCCGGCAACAUGAAGCCCUGCAGUCGCGGGUGAGGUGUGAUUUGAGCGUGUUUUGGUGAGGAAAUGGAUAGUGACUGACUGCUGUUUAUGUAAGUGGAUGGUGACUGGACUUUAUCAGUCCAUAGUUGUGUGCGUAUGAGGUUAGCAGACAAACUUCAGGGGAAUGUUUCGUCAAACUGCCAUCAGAGCCCGAUAAAGUCGGCGUUUGUCCUCCUGAAUUCGUGUAGAGACCUACAACAGGUGCGGUCAGAGAAUCAGGUGUGUGUGUUUUGUGUCCUGCCAGCGAGCCCUCCUGUGUGCUGGUGUGUUUGAAUGGGUGAGGUUGGCAUGGGCAAUGCAGUUCAGGGACGCCAGGGGGCGCUCACACAGGGUGAGGUUCUGCCACGCCCCUCCUCCAGCCAAUCGGAGGGUUUUAAACAGGGUCGUUCGAUGUUGAACUCUCUGCUCUCUGGGGCGUUUGCCGGGGCCGUGGCUAAAACAGCAGUUGCCCCUCUGGACCGAACCAAAAUCAUCUUCCAAGUGUCGUCCAAUAGAUUCUCCGCUAAGGAGGCGUACAGGUUAAUUUACCGCACAUAUCUUAAGGAUGGGUUCUUCAGUCUGUGGAGGGGGAACUCGGCCACUAUGGUUCGUGUUAUUCCGUACGCCGCCAUCCAGUUCUGCGCCCAUGAACAGUACAAGAGGAUUCUGGGAAACUAUUAUGGCUUCCAGGGCAAAGCUCUGCCUCCUGUGCCAAGACUGCUGGCUGGUUCACUGGCGGGCACCACAGCUGCCAUGAUCACAUACCCACUGGACAUGGUCCGGGCACGCAUGGCCGUCACGGCCAAAGAGAUGUACAGUAACAUCCUGCAUGUGUUUGUGCGUAUCUCUCGUGAGGAGGGACUGAAGACUAUCUAUAGGGGAUUCACUCCUACUAUACUGGGCGUCAUACCGUACGCUGGGCUCAGUUUCUACACCUACGAGACCCUAAAGAAACUCCAUGCAGAGCAAACGGGGCGCCCGCAGCCGUACUCUUACGAGCGUCUGGCGUUUGGAGCGUGCGCGGGGUUGAUCGGUCAGUCUGCCUCCUACCCGCUGGACGUGGUGCGCAGACGCAUGCAGACGGCGGGCGUCACCGGUCACACCUACAGCACCAUCGCCGGCACCAUGCGGGAGAUCGUAGCGGAGGAGGGCGUCAUCCGCGGCCUCUACAAGGGCUUGAGUAUGAACUGGGUCAAAGGUCCAAUCGCUGUCGGUAUCAGCUUCAUGACCUUUGAUGUAAUGCAGAUCCUCUUGCGGAAAUUUCAGCAGUUAGGUUAUAAUGCGCGGUAGCCCGCAGGGGGCGGCAGAGAGAGAUGAGAAGAUGAAAUCACAGCUGCACUCCAGUAAGCUCACAUCAGUGGAUGAACAAAAGACGUUUCAUGGCAGCAUCAAGGCAUCAGAUGGUGCAAGCAUCUCAUAAAAGUUGAGCUGCGCCUGUCGCGCAAGAAAACGGGAAUAGACGUUUAAUUGAAUCUAAAGCACAUGCUGCCAUUGGGUGUGGUGUCUCUCACAUGCAUAUGCAGAAACCUAAUAGUUUUGACAAAUGUGUGAUGUUUACUGUUUAAAUUUGAACUUUCUGAUCAAAGACUUUGCAGACGUGUGUUUGGUACAGAGAUACACUGAAUGAAUGUCCUGCAUCUACUGCUGUCACAGACCGGACGUCCUGUGUGCAAUAUUUACUGUCCUGAAUGUCUUUUUGGACACACAUGGUAUGCAGUGCUUACAGUUUUUUCCUGUGUUUCUACAGUAUAUGUAAAAAAUGCUUUUAUCAACUUUCUGCCAAGUCUCAAAAAUUACUAAUCUUCCCAAACCCAUUCUAACAAUGUUUCUUCCUCUGUAGAUAUUUUGCAGAAUGUUUAUGCUCUUCUUUCCAUACGAUGAAAGCAUACAGUGGCCAGUGACUGCCAGGCGUCAACACUAAUGCAUUUUAGUUUGAAAACGCAUUAAUUUAGCUACGUUUACACUAGAAGGCGCUUUCCUCAACCAAAAACUAGGGAUGCACCGAUACCGCUUUUUCGAUUCCAAUAUCUGAAAUUUCCGUAUCGGCCAAUAUCGGCUCCGAUCCUAGUGUUGUAUAGAGUUGUAUAGAUAUGUAGAAUAUCUAUACCUCAAUGCGUGGAAAUAAUUACGGGGACUCUUAUAUGUAAAGAAACACAAACGUCUAAUUGCAUUAUAAAUGUAUAGCCUAUUAAGACAAAACUAGUCAAAAUUAACAGUAAUUCGGUAGAAAAGAAGCCAAUUUUCUUUGCAUAAUUGUUUCAACUUUUAAAUGCAUCAUUAAUCAGUCGUGCACCUUUAACUCGAACUUUUAUUUUGACGGUCGGGACACUCCAGGACGUCCUAUAAGUGUCUGUAUGUGGGCUCGUUCACAGUAGUUUCAUUCGCCGCUUAUUCAGUUUCUGGUAAAAUGCUUCUCUGGUGCCGUUCUAAGUGCAUAUGAGAAGUGAACCGAACGAUUGAGCAUCUACAUCUGAUGUGUUUGUUCAUGAGUAGCGCUCAAAUGUGAAAACAGCCGCGACUUCCUUACUAGCCUGCGCAUGUUACGUAUGUGUGUCCACAGCUGCGCCAUUCACUAAAAUGCACUGUGCAUGCAUACUGUGUAUUUCCUUAUAGAUCACAACGUUUCGCGAUUCACAAAGCUAUCGCAUGUCUUUAUGUGGGUUUGAAUAAAAUGCAUGGGUCGUCUGGACUAAUUUAAUGGUGCUUUUAUGAAGCUUGACCGUAACGAGCAUGACUAACACUGUGGAUCGGGCUCGUUGGGCCGUUACCUGGUCUGUCUAAAAACAUGAGUAUUGGAGCCGAUAUCGGUAUCCAGGUAUCGGAUCGCUGCAUCCCUCGCCAAAACGGAGACUUUCGAAAAUAUGACGUUAGGAAACACACAAUUAAUACAAAUAAAAAUUUUUAAAUGACCGUGUGCGAUUUUAUAAAACAACAAACGGCUGUAAUUUGAGUAAUAUUUUUAUUAUAAAUAGUCUGCAUGUGCUGCUCACUUCAAAGUUUUGUGCGCUGCUCUGUUAGUGUAAUAUUACAGUGUUUUUAGAGCGGUUCUGUGCUCCACAACUCCUCUCAUGCUCAGACUACGUCUACACCAAUCCGGAUACAUUUGAAAACAGCGUUUUUGUUUCAAAACGCUCUCCGUUCACACUAACGUUUUCGCUUAAAUCGUGUCACUGCGCAUGCGGGAAAUCCCGCUGCAUGUACGGUCUGAAACGCAAUUAUCCUCGUGUUCCGUCGCCGGGCACAAAUUCCGAGUAAACUUCCCUUCGCCUUUGAAGGAACGGAAUGUGAAGGUUGUACAACGUAACAUUUAUUGUUUAACAACGCUAUCAAAGUGAGUAUCAAGUACAACAGCGCCGCUAUAACGCGGGCCGCCAUCUUGAUUGUUUUGGUUGGAUAGAUCACAUGACUUAAAAUGCAUCAUAGUUUUCCAAGUUUGUUUCAUUGUAAGACGUAAGAUCCAUUUUAAUUUCAUAACAAAAAUCCUUAAAAUUUUUAUAGGAGUUAAAAAUUAUGCAAAUUUAAUGGAAUUAUUUGCUAUGAAUUUGAAAUGUGUAAAUCUUGAAAAUAGGCUACAAUAUAAUAUCGAACAUAGUUUUUUUGUGUGUACCAUAUCGCGUUCAAAUUGUAAUCGCAAUAUCUUUCAAAAUAAUCGCAAUAUGACUUUCCGUCCAAAUUGUGCAGCCCUACUUGAAACGUAACCAUAGUAGUGUGAACGUGGCUUAACCGUAUUACUAAAGUCUCAAAAAAGUAGUCCAUAUGACUCGAACACUAUAUUCCAAGUCUUCUGAAGCCAUACGAUAGCUUUGUGUGAGGAGCAGAUGGAAAUCUAAGCCGUUAUUCACUGAAAAUCUUACCCUGAAAAGCUCUCAAAUGUUCUCAUUCGCGUUUUUGAUUAUUCAAAUUGUGCUGCGAGAUGACGCGUCACCCCCCGGGGUUGCAGUCAGUCACCAUUUGCUUUCAUUAUAUGGAAUAGAGGACAAUAAUCAUUCUGCUUAAGAACAUCUUACGUGCAUCAUAGUAGAAAGUAAGUCAGGUUUGGAACAAUAUGAGGAGGAGUCGAGUAAAUGUUCAUUUUUGCGUGAACUAACCCCGUUAACCUUUUAACCUUUAGUGAAGGUCAUCUGACCCAUGACAGUGGAGUAAAAUGAUCUCUAUAUAUUUAGAGGAACUGAACGUGAGUAUGGUUUGUUUUAGUGAUCCGUUUGUUACCUCCUCUUUAAACUUUGCACUUGAUGUACCCUAUAUGUUGUCGUGCACACCGACUGAUCGAUUGAGAGUGUGUCUUCAGUCUUCUCCUCCUGUAGCGUGUUUUACUGUCCAUGACGUGCGUUUUGCGUCUUGCACAUGUAUUAAUCUGACAGAUUUGGACACCCAAGUGCCUAAAAAGCGAGAGCAGCAACAUAUGAACACAUCUACAUCAUCUCCACAUGGGUUUUAGUAUUAGACUAAAGUUGAACUGCAUCAAAUGUUCAUUAAGUUUGUUCCCCGGUGUGUUUUAUGAAUUUUGAGAUUUUAAAAUGUAUAGUGUUAUUCUAGUUUUUUGUUCAUACUCGGAUCAAAGUAUUGGAUUAUAUGAAAUCUAUGCUCUAAAAAGAGAUUUAUCUGGGUGAAUUUCACGUCAAGGUCAUGUCCAGGUCAUAUUAACACCCAAAACAAAAACAUUUAAUAUUAAGAAAAAGAAACUGUUUUUUUAGGGCUAUUAUAGUUUUGCUUUGUGUCAUUUAUUUUCACGAUAAAUAUAUGCCCCCCAUUCCCAAAUUCUUAGUGUUAGCCUACUGGAAUGCACAAAAAAAAUUAGUAAAUCUUAAUUUAAUCCUAAAAAAUGAUAAUAUAUGAUUUAAAUUGUACCGUACUGAUGUACUGAUUUUAAUGAAUCCAGAUUUUUGUUAAAAAUUGUGUCUUGACAUGAAGAUUUUCAGAUUGUAUGUGAAAAAGUAAGUGAACCCUUGGGUUUAAUAACUGGUUGAUCAUCCUUUGGCAGCAAUAACCUCAAUCAAGCCUUUCUGGACUGGUAGAUGCGGACAAACCUGCACAACGUUCAGAAGGAUUUCGGGAUCAUUCUUCCUUACAGAACUGCUUCAGCUCAGACAUAUUCUCAGGAUGUCUCUGGUGUGAACGGCUCUCUUGAGGAAUCAUCUCCAUUUAUAGACAGUUUGUCUCACUGUGGAUGGAUGAAUAUCUAACGGCCACUUCUAGUGAGAGUACCUAUAGUACUAAAUCAUCUCCAUUUAUAGACAGUUUGUCUAACUGUGGACGGAUGAAUAUCUAACGGCCACUUCUAGUGAGAGUACCUAUAGUACUAAAUCAUCUCCAUUUAUAGACAGUUUGUCUAACUGUGGACAGAUGAAUAUCUAACGCCCACUUCUAGUGAGAGUACCUAUAGUACUAAAUCAUCUCCAUUUAUAGACAGUUUGUCUAACUGUGGACAGAUGAAUAUCUAACGGCCACUUCUAGUGAGAGUACCUAUAGUACUAAAUCAUCUCCAUUUAUAGACAGUUUGUCUCACUGUGGACGGAUGAAUAUCUAACGGCCACUUCUAGUCAGAGUACCUAUAGUACUAAACGUCAGCAGAUGCUUCUUAUGAAUAUCAAACUCAAAAUAUUUGAGUGCUUUUUAUAAGUCAGAGUAGCUCUAACCCACACGUACAAUCUCAUUAAAUUAAUUAGAUGCCAGGUUUGCCAUUGAUGAUUCUAAUAAGCUUUUGUUGACGUCAUUAGCCUAUGGGGUUCACAUACUUUGUCCAACCAACACCGUGAAUGUUUGAAUGAUGCGUUCAAUAUGUGUGUUAUUAGUUCAAACAGAUUGUGUUUGUUCAUUAUUGUAACUUAGAUGAUCAAACCAGAUUUUAAGACAAAUUUAUGCAUAAAUGCAGAAGGUUCACAUACUUUUUCUUGACAUUGUACUAACGAGACAAUCACAGAAUACUAAAACAAAGAAUAUUAUUAUUAUUAUCAAUUAUUAUAACACGACUGAUAAAUGUGAUAUCAGGUUUGAUUGAAGUCUGUGUUUGUUCACUUGGAAGAAUAUAAUUGCAAGAGUCUGGAACUCUGUUUCUGGAAGAUGUCUGACUUUUCUGAUCACUAAAUUCGUGCAUAUAUUCAUGUAAAGAUUUGCGAUGAGAAACUGAGGAUUUGUAGGAUUCGCUGUGAUUUCUUCUGAUUCUGGAUCAUGAAAUUAAUUGAAUGCAUCUAAUGUUCUGACAUUAAACAAUUGUGAGGAUUUGU